Messenger RNA from Hyposmocoma kahamanoa, 2212 nucleotides. RefSeq names its product zeta-sarcoglycan-like. Gene Ontology annotation, cellular component: sarcoglycan complex; sarcolemma. The record is from RefSeq and is a predicted model, not a curated record. Gene Ontology annotation, biological process: cardiac muscle tissue development; heart contraction. Lineage: Eukaryota; Metazoa; Arthropoda; Insecta; Lepidoptera; Cosmopterigidae. The transcript is spliced from 7 exons. Bases 958 to 1971 code for a protein of 337 amino acids.
CUUAAAUUAAAUUUAUUGUCAAAUUAAAUUGUAGCUAAGUGUGUAAAUAAAUAAGAGUGGAUGUAAAUCGUAGUUAGCGUGUCGGGAGGUACGCGGAGCGCCGCUGGCUGGGCGGCGGCGGGCGCUACAGGCGGUGGCGGGCGAGACGGCAUACUUGCCGUCUGCCUGACAUUCCCCAGUUAAUUAAAGCCCAUUUGUACACUGUCUUGCAAAAUAUAAUUUAUGGAAUGGGAAAAUGUUGCUGCCGGUACGAAUUAUUUUAUUUUCGAAAAUAUUCUGGUUAGUUAAACAAUUUGUCGCUAACUUGAAUUUUAAGCUUGUUUUCAAAGCCUUGAUCAACGGCUUUGUACGCUUUUUAGUUAAACAUAGAAUGUCAGGAAAGUAAAAAACGUACUGGUUUGCUGAUAUUCAUAAACAAAAGUCCCAACUCGUCUUUGUUGAUUCCAAAUAAGCCCGCCUCAAUCUAAGGCUCCGCCUACUCGCUAAAGUUUGAACUUAGGUGUUGUUGCGAUUAACCAAGACAACAAAUGAAAACAGUAGCUUUAUAAAAGUAUUUAAUGUCAGACAGUUGUGUUGAGAUUGAUUUAAAUAUAAAAGAAUGACUAAUAUUUUAAUAUUAAUUGCUCCAAUAAUAUGUAUAGUGAGAACGUGAACAAGUGAAGACAAAGCUUCGGUUACGAAAACGUUGGUUAACUAAAGACGCAGCGUUAAACAAAAUCAACAGGACAGAAGUUUCGUGGCCGAAGGACGGCGCGAUGUCGGAGAAAGCUGGUCGGUACUAACAAGCUAGCCACCUGAAGUUGUUAGUCUCCAACUGUGAUAACCUCGCUAUAGGUGAUAGGAAUAACUGGUGUAUCUGUCCAAAAGUGGACAACUACACGCCAAGUCCCUUUGAAGUAGUUUCGCAUGGAUGCUGGUUGAAAGUUCAAGAAUCGAAAGAAGGCUUAUGCUGCGACCAUGAUGGAAACUCACUCUUUAGGACGGAAUCGACAGACUCCUGCGGCCAGGAACCACAUUGUCUAUACCGAUCAUAAAGGAAGAAAAAUACCCUACGCUGACAAGAUCACCCCGGAGCCAAUUCUGAACAACAAUGCGUCGCGGGACACAAAGGCCGAUUCUAUCAGGAACAGCUACAAUAGCCAAUUCAAAGUGGGCGUCUACGGAUGGCGCAAGAAAUGUCUUUACAUACUUGUUAUUGCACUUAUGCUCAUGAUGGUCAUCAACCUUGCACUUACGCUGUGGGUGCUCAAAGUGUUGGAUUUUAAUUCCGAGGGUAUGGGGCAACUCCGAAUCGUUCCUGGUGGCCUCCAGCUCUUGGGGCAAGCGUUAGUACUAGAUUCACUGUUUGCCUCGAGUAUUAAAUCUAAGCGUGGCUAUCCCAUCUCUGUGGAGUCCUCGCGGAAUUUCACUGUAUCCACAAGAGAUGCUCAUGGCUUGUUACAAAGUAAACUUUUUUUAGGUCCUGAUCGUCUAGAGGUCAAUGUGGGUCGGCUAGAAGUCCGCGAUUCCCGAGGAGCACUGAUACUAGGAGCUGAUCACGAUGCUGUGACGGUUGGCGCUGACACUUUAGUCAUCACUAGCCCUGCAGGAAUCACUUUCCACACUGCGGUCCAAACGUCACAGGUUAAGGCGCCACCCUCCAAGCCUUUAGUAUUAGAAUCUCCAACGCGAUCACUAGAGGUGCAUGCAGCACAAAAUAUCGUGUUGGAGUCGCGGGCAGGUGACAUCAGUGCCAGCUGUCUCUCCACCUUCCAUUUAAAAUCCGUCGCAGGAGCUAUACGGUUAGAUGCUCCUAGCAUAUAUAUGCCAAAGCUGAAGUCAGCGUUACCCCUACCUCCAACGACACCUCAUUCACACGAUCCUCAUCACCAGAACAUCUACCAGUUAUGUGCUUGUGCCAACGGCAAAUUGUUUUUGGCGCCGCCGCAUGGGGCGUGUGCUGCGCGGGAAGAAAGCUUGAUUUGCCGAUAAUGUAGCAUAGAAAGAGACAUCAAUAUAGAAGCACCAUCAAAAGUACUCGAGCUUCGCCUUUAAUAAGGAUCUUGUAAGAUUAUGUUAGACGGUUCAGGCAUCCUCCAGUAUGCCUGAGUACACGCAUAACAUAAUUUUAAGAACAACACUUCAUGGAGUUAUUUAAUUUUACAUUUGAAGAAGUUAUUAAAAACUUUUGUGACUAAUAUUUUUUAGGUUUUUAUCUCAAUUGUUAUGUUGU